AUGAAUCAAAAGAAUUACGUUAUCAUUAUAGCGUUGUUAUCCGCAUCGGCUAGCAUUAUAUCGUUGAUAGCAUUUUCCACAAACUACUGGUUAAAAGCUACGGCUAUUUUAUCGGAACGUGUAGAGAGUCGUAUAAAUUACGGUUUAUUUGCCGGUACAUUGGAACGACAUCAGUUGGCUUCAACCUUGAAAUUUGACCUUAAAAUCGUUUGCAAUAUGGAUUUGAAAGCUUGCAUGUUCAGUUGCCAACAGGAUCAUCUUAAACGUGAGCGAGAAUUGAAGCGAGUAUAUAAUAAACAAAAACUCGAAUCUUGCGAACAAAAUUUGCCCUCAGACCAGCAAAAGUUUCGUAUGAACUAUGAAAGUUCAACGCAAACAAAUUCUAACACCACUGACAGCAAUAACAGAAUGAAAAAAUCAUAUAUUUCUGCACCGCUUUGGCUCGUCACAGUGCUUUUCUUCUCAGUUGCUCAACUAUUCUCGUUGGUGGCAAUGACUUGCGCUUUAAUUAACAUUAAAUGGCAUCCAAUCGAACCAAUUUUCAAUGUCUAUGGCUUGUAUAUCUGGAAUACAGUUGUGGUCGUUUGUCUUUUUGGGACUUUGGUCUUUUGGUAUGCACUCUACAAUAAUCAUUUGAUCUAUAAUGUCGCCAUAACCGAUACUUUACGUCAGGAAUUGAAUUUCAUAUCGGAUGGAUACGCCCGUUUAGGUUAUUGCUUCUACUUAUUAUUGAUUUUAAUACUUUUACAUAUCAUUAUACUCAUUUUAUUAUGCUAUCGUGCCCAGCACAACGACGCACACGAUUCGCUUCGCUCACACAGAAAUCUGAACAUUAUGGAUGAUGGAGAUGGACGUUUCGAGUUUUACUAGUACUUUUUUUAUACCAUAAAAUGAUCUUAAUUGAAACGAAAAUGUGAUUAGAAAUUAGAAUAAAAAAGAGUAUUCGCCCAAGUGGCCAAGUGUAGGGAAACAAUUUCGUCUAACAAGUCAAUCUUAAGUGCGAGUGAGCGCGAAUGCUUUAAGACUUUAGUCUGAGAAUUUAUUUCUCUGGCCAAAUGAAGAGUUAAUAAUAAAAAUAAAAAUAGAAUAAAAGUCUAUAUAUUAGAUAAUUUAAAAAGUAUUGAGCGUUUUGUUUACGAAGCAAGUAACAAUCACAUGCGAAUAGUAAGAGGUAUAUAAAUUUCAAUGAUCUAAACUGUAGAGGAAAAAGAGUAAAAGAGAAUAGAUGGCCGUCGCUGAUUGGAGUAAACGUUGUUUGCAAGUCCACGUUUGUAGUGCUUUCAGAUGUUCAGCGCAACGUGCUUAGCGCAUGUUUAGAGUUUAAGUUGGCCUUAAGUGCUGCGCAUGGCCAUAAGAAAAGACAUUUUUAAGUGAGAAAUAAUCAAAAAUUGUCUCACUCGUCUUCGUUCCGAAAAUGUCACUUGUGUUUCCAUAAAGUUCAACCAUGAACUGGGCUGUUUGUCCUUGGUCAUGGACCACGAUAGGUUACCAAGAUCAAUAUAUAAAGUCUAU
This is a messenger RNA of Glossina fuscipes, 1512 nucleotides long. RefSeq lists its product as uncharacterized. NCBI's taxonomy places the organism in Eukaryota, Metazoa, Arthropoda, Insecta, Diptera, Glossinidae. The transcript has 3 exons. The coding region runs from base 1 to 870 and encodes 289 amino acids. The record is from RefSeq and is a predicted model, not a curated record.